CAGGGGAACAUACCCGUACUUCCUCCCAGAUCUGCGCCUCCUGCGUGUCCCCAGGGGUGUGCACUGGAAUGAUUGCAUGAACGCAGUGUCCACCGAUCUGAGUAUCGAGCGGUGGAACCAUGUGUUCGCUGUGACCUAUCAUAGGCCCAGUAGUAAAGAAGGCUGCCAUUCAUACAGCCAUUCAGAACUACUGUGAGCCCUGUGAUUUGUCACAGUGAUCACAUGGUACAGGGCUGUUGUGAAUAGCCUUGUACCAUGUGACCUCUGUGAUCAUUCACAGAUUUCACACGUA
Molecule: messenger RNA, 292 nt
Organism: Staurois parvus
Lineage: Eukaryota; Metazoa; Chordata; Amphibia; Anura; Ranidae
Source: the annotation of a GenBank genome assembly